GAUUGCGCAGGCGCGGCGUCUGCGGUCGCCAUGGAGAGGCGUGGCUCUCCAGGCACUCGGGGCCCGGAGCCGCUGGCUCAGCGGCAGCGGGUCUUGGGUUGCUCCGGGUGCAGGUGGCGGCCCCGCGGGCGGAUGGACCGCCUGGGUGGGGCAGGGGCGUCGGGGUACGGCGAAGAGGGCGACGAGGACGAGGAGGAGCGAGAGGGCAGCGCUGCGGGCUCGAAGGGAUCCAGACUGCCCCCGAUCGCGGGCAGCGCCUCAGAACCGACCACACGGAAGGUGAAGAAGAAGAAGAAGAAAAAGACCAAGGGGUCGCCCAAGGGGCACGAAAAUGGAGCUGACCGCCUUUAUGCAGAGGACCUGGCUCUUGCAGACAAACAUCAGAGUCGAGGCCUGAAGACUCAGCAGCUGUCUUCAUCCUUUCAUGGCAUCUUAAGUCCCAGCAAAGAUCACGGCCCGAGGCAAGAGCACAGACAGGACAAAGAUGAAAACAGGCUCAUCCCUUCUUACUCCUCCACUGUAAGUCUCUCCCACUUUGCCGAGAUAGAGGAGAACCUCUCCAAGCAGAUCAACGAGAGUCUGCGUUGGGAUGGGAUCCUCGCUGACCCGGAGGCAGAGAGAGAAAGGAUUCGUGUAUAUAAGCUGAACCGCAGGAGGCGGUACUGGAAUUUGGCCCUCAAGGGCUUCCCCUCUGAGCCCUGUGCUGACGAGACCCCCGAGAACUUACCCUACCUCUCAGACAAAGACAGCAGCACGAGCAGCAGGCAGCCCUCCUUAAAAGCCAAGGGCCCUCAUCACUGCUUUGAAGGAAGCCUUACUCCAAAGCUUCUAGACUCUGAUUAGACUCUGCCCCGGGCGAAAAUCCACCCAUGACACUGGCGAGCUUAUCGCUUAUCCUGACCACAAGUUUAUGUUAAAAAGAAGAAUAAUAAACGGAAAUCAGACCUACAUCUGAGGGAAGCAGAUAUCUGGUCUGUGGGUGGUCAACCUCUCCUUUCAACAAGAUGCCUUCACUGCCCAGGAGAGCCACAGUUCCUUAAGAACGUAAGCAGUUUAAUGAACGAAAUUCUUUUCAGAGUUUCCUUUGUCUCAGAUAAGCGGCCAUCUCUUUGUUAUUUAAUUUCUCAUCAUAGUUAGAUGUCUAUAGUCUGCCCCCGCAAAAAAGACAAAGUGUGUACGUUAUGUCAAUUCUAAAUCUUAAACUGAUUUUAUGUGUAAAACUCCUCACGCAAACUUCUGUAGGCCCAAGGAAAAUGCCCUAAGUAUCCUGGAGACUUUAAAAAAAAAUUUUUUUUUAAAUACAAUAUACUCCCUGCCCUCAUGUAGCCUUUAAAAUAAGUGAGUUCUGGAACUUCAUUGCUGGGAAGUUAUCAUGAAAAGUCUCAAAAGGAAUACUGCUUCUCUUAUAAAUGUAGUCCUCCCCUAAUUGCCCAAGAUGGCAUUUUAAGCAAAAUUCUGGAACAUUAAAAAUGCCCUACUGUACCAUUUGUCCUAAAUUAAUAUUCCUCUCUUCCGCAAA
Messenger RNA from Equus caballus (horse), 1519 nucleotides. Lineage: Eukaryota; Metazoa; Chordata; Mammalia; Perissodactyla; Equidae. The record is from RefSeq and is a predicted model, not a curated record.